AUGGAAGUCUUUGGGUAUGAGAAGCGUAUCAAGCACUAUACCAGCUCUCAGAAAAUACUCUUGGUCGGAGAAGGAGACUUCUCCUUUGCCGUUUCCUUAGCCAGAGCUUUCGGGUCUUCCAUUAACAUGGUCGCCACUUCUCUCGACAGCAGAGAGGCAUUGAGGGUGAAGUAUUUAAGGGCUAUAAGCAAUGUAAUGGAAUUGGAGAAGAGAGGAUGCGUAGUACUGCAUGUGGAUGUGCAUAAAAUGAGCCAACACCCUUUUCUGAGUUAUAUUCGGUUUGAUCGAAUAGUCUACAAUUUCCCUCAUGCCGGUUACUUGCAUGGUCAAUCAUCAUCCGAGCAUAACCAGUUUCAAAUUUGGUUCCAUCAGGAUUUGAUGAAGGGAUUCUUCACAAAUGCGCGUGAAAUGCUUACUGAAAUGGGAGAAAUUCAUGUCACACACAAGACAGCAUAUCCUUUCUGUGAAUGGGAAAUAGUGAAGUUAGCACGACAGGUUGGGUUGUAUUUGCUACAGGAAGAAAAGUUCUCAAGAUGGGAUUAUCCGGGUUAUGAAAAUAAGAGAGGAGCUGGGUUAUGCGAUCAAACUUUUCCUGUUGGAGAAUGUAGCACCUUCAAAUUUUCCAAGCUGUUGUACCAUUCUACCCCAUACAGUUACCACAUUGACUUGAUAAGGGCUUACGGUUAG
Molecule: messenger RNA, 687 nt
Organism: Fragaria vesca subsp. vesca
Lineage: Eukaryota; Viridiplantae; Streptophyta; Magnoliopsida; Rosales; Rosaceae
Exons: 3
Coding region: 1-687 (228 amino acids)
Biological process (GO): rRNA base methylation
Cellular component (GO): cytoplasm
Molecular function (GO): rRNA (uridine-N3-)-methyltransferase activity
Source: RefSeq, a predicted model, not a curated record